GCUGUAAAAUUUUCUUCCUUUGUUUUCCAGUCACCGGAUUCUCCGUGGCCACAAACUCAGCUGAUUGCCCUCCUGCAAGCUGCUGUCUGCUCCCUGCCAAAGAAUAUAACAGUGCCACAACAGGAGAAGUUGCUGGUACAACUCAUGGAGCUAGCUUGCACCAGCGACCAUCGAUUCACUUACACGUCUGCUGCCAAAUGCAUUGCUGGCCUUAUCAACAAAUACCCUGCAGGUGAACAAUUGGAUUCUGUUCUCCAAGAUGUGUUGAAAAAAAUUGACAGUGGGCUGGAGAGGAACGCUGGAGAUUGUACACAGGCCACUAGCAGGACCCGGGUUUUCACCUUGCUGCUGUGGUUAACAAAAGCACUUGUGCUGCGUUAUCAUUCUCUAGCUGCCAUAUUGACUGACAAGCUGAUACAGCUGCUCACUGACCCCGAUCUGGGAACUGAUGCAGCAGACGGAUUCUCUGUGUUGGUCAGUGACUCCUCGGAUGUCCUGAACAAGGCCACUCACGCUGACAUUCGCAUUAUGUACCGGCAGCGAUUCUUCACUGAGAAUGUCCCCAAGCUGGUCCAGGGCUUCCACUCAGCCAGUGAAGAUAAUAAGUCAAACUACCUGAAGGCACUUUCUCACGUUUUGAACAGUCUUCCGAAGCAGGUCCUGAUGACAGAGCUCCCGUCGCUGCUGACUCUGUUGUUGGAGGCCCUGUCCUGCUCAGACCAGGUGGUUCAGUUGUCCACGCUGGGCUGCUUGCAUCCUCUGUUGCUGGACGCCACUCAGACUAUGAGCUUGCAUGUGGAGACCUUAGUGAACAAAUUGCUCAAUCUGACUUCUAGCCCUGCCAUGAAAGUCCGUAUUGCAUCCUUACAGUGCAUGCAUGCACUGACCAAGCUGCCGCCACAUGUGAUCCUGCCCCACAAAUCCCGGGUUAUCCAAGCCCUGGCCAAACCCUUAGAUGACAAAAAGCGACUGGUGAGGAAGGAAGCGGUGAGAGCUCGGGGAGAAUGGUUUCUUUUAGGAAGCCCAGGCAGUUGAUGCGGGUCCACCUGACCAGAGAGAGAGAGAAAAGACAAUCAGACGAGGCCUAGCCUGUCCGGCACAUUUACAACCAGUGGCCUGUUCAACUUAACAUUCCAAGCCCCCACAAAAAAAAACACAAUAAAAAUUAAAUCCUGUUUUUCUUACAAAACAAAAAGUUUCCAGCGGAAAUGAAGACUGAAAUAAUGAAGAAUUUGCACCUUUAACCAAUUAAUGACUAUUUAAAUAAGCACAUUUCAUUCAGCGCCUCAUGUGGUCUCUGAACAGCCCAUGUGUAGAGUGUGAUCAUUUUUCACCUUGUAUAAUAUAACAAAGCAGUCUCACUAACUGAGCAAAUCACCUAAUUCGUUCUAGUAACUGAGCAAAGAUUGAGAAGACGUCUUGGCAAAUCGCAUCAAAUAGCUGCUCAGCGAUUCUGCUGUAUCGUGGUUGAGAUGGUUCAUUUCACCCUAAUGUGUACCAGGACAAACCCGUACACAACAUUGGAAACCCAGGAGUUACAGACUGGAAACUAAUCGAAGGGUUUAGGUGGUUUAUAUAUGCCACAACAGGUAAUUGAGAGUGAGUUACAGACCGAAAGCUAAUUGAGGGGUUCAUUAGGUUCUAUGUAGAAUAACAGGUACUUGGGAAUAAGUUACAGACUGAAUUGUAAUCAAGGGGUUUUAUUGUUUAUAAAUGGAAUAACAGACACCUAGGAAUUUGUUACAGACGAAUUUGUCCAAAAGCUUGGAGCUUUAAAUAUAGAACAAUACCUGGGUGUGAGUUACAGGCUGGAACUUAAUCGAUAGGUACAGUGUUGAAAUUGCUUUAAUUACUUUUUUUUUUAGAAAGUGCAUCUCCUUAAAUUCUCCUUGGCUGAUCCUCUGUGAGUUAGGUGAUGCAUGUUUUUUUAGAUUAGUAUGUACUAUAUACCAUGUAUUGCAGAAUGUAACCUACUGCUGUUCAGUUAAAGCUGCUUUUAGUGGUGGCCUGUCUUUUCAGGCUGUCAAGUCUAACUACUCUAGGUCAGUGAGAGUGUCAUUAUUGCUGGUGAGGAUGAUAUGAAAAUUGCUAAGAGCCAGAACAAAAUACUUGUCUUAUAAAAAUUGUGAACUUUUCAAAGUGUGACAGAUGUGACAAAAUGCAAGACUUGUAGUGGAGUACGAGUGAUAGAGGUAUUCCAUAGUCAGGAUUCUAUUUACUGAGUAAUUAUACCAGUGUGGUCUUGGUCCACUGAGAAAUAACAUGAAUGAUCUAUACCUGUCAGCUUCAAAAAUUGGGAGAAAUCAGACGUGAAAUCACUUGUAUUUUUGUUAGGUGAAUCUCAUUGCUAUUCCCUCUUGGUGUAGUGUGGCUCUGAUCCAUAUUUGUUGACGAGUAUCACAUUGGCACUCAGGACACCUUAGCAGUAUUACAGAAUGGGGAGGGACGAUGAAUAGCGAGGGGUAAAAUGGAGCACAACAGAAAAAGGUGCCUGUGGAAAACAAGUCGGGGCAGUGGUAGAAUGAACAAGAUCAUAGAAUAUUUGCACUUUUUUGGGGAGGGAACGUCUCCUCCAGUUGAAGCCCUUCUCUUUGCCAGGUAUUAUUUUGGGAGGAGCAGUUUACUGACAACCAUCAGACUGUCUUGCUGCUUGUGUUUGCUCUGUAAUUGUUGGUUGAUUACUGCCUAGGCGUGCCACAGUCUACACUGAGCUGAUUCCAGACAGAACUUCAGUUGUCCUCUAUGAUGGUGAGGCUGGUUGAUACUCCCUGGCAUGAAUUAACACUGAUUUACUGGGAGGAGGUUGUCAAAAAUUGUCUUGAGGAAAAGUAUUUUCUGUCCACAACUUUUACAGAAAUAGUGCACAUUGCUGGCAUUGUGCUAAAAUGUUAAAACCCUGUAUGUGUCUUGGAUUAGUUAAAGAGAAAUAUGACAAGAAUCACUGUCUCACA
This is a messenger RNA of Rhincodon typus (whale shark), 2951 nucleotides long. Its product is annotated as MMS19 nucleotide excision repair protein homolog. The record is from RefSeq and is a predicted model, not a curated record. NCBI's taxonomy places the organism in Eukaryota, Metazoa, Chordata, Chondrichthyes, Orectolobiformes, Rhincodontidae. The transcript is spliced from 10 exons. The annotation marks the transcript as partial. Gene Ontology annotation, biological process: iron-sulfur cluster assembly. Gene Ontology annotation, cellular component: cytosolic [4Fe-4S] assembly targeting complex; MMXD complex.